GAUGGUAACCUGAAGGAGAAUGUUUCCGAUGAGGCAAAAAAGAAAGAGAAGCCGAAGAAGGUUAAGAAGCCUAAGGUAACUGUGGCUGAGGCAGCUGCGAAGAUCGACGCUGCGGAUCUUGCUGCUUUCCUCUCCAACGUUUUGGUGUCGUAUGAGGGCCAGCAGGAAAUACAAUUGAUGAGAUUUGCAGAUUAUUUUGGGCGUGCAUUUUCAGCAGUGAGCGCAUCGCAGUUUCCUUGGCUGAAGUUGUUCAGGGAGUCUACGGUGGAAAAAAUUGCUGAUGUCCCUGUCUCGUAUAUUUCCGAAACUGUUUACAAGACGUCAGUUGACUGGAUUAAUCAUUGUUCCUAUGAUGCACUUGGUUCUUUUGUGUUGUGGUCAUUGGAUGGCAUCCUUGCUGACUUGACAACCCAACAGUUGGGGUCUAAGGUCUCAAAGAAAGGAGGGCAACCAACAUCCUCGAAGUCUCAGGUUCAUGACUUAUACAAACAGGACAAGAUCUAUAUCGACAACAUAGAGGUUAGUGUUGCAGCCUUGAGGAAGCUUUCCAAGGAGUGCAAGGAGAUACCAUUGGAGCUGUCUUCUCUUGAAGCAUUGAGGCAAACUAUUAAAAUUUUCCGGCAAAAAAAUGAGAAUGCAUUAGCUGGUGGGUUGGAUGUUGCUCGCCAAGCUUUGUUCAAGGAUGCAGACAAAUACUGUAAGGUAAUAUUGGACAAAAUAUCACGUGGGCACAGUUGUGCCAGAACUAUGGCCUUUGCAUUUGUGGUACUGGCAGUAGGAGUAGCCGUAAUCUCCCCAAAGCUGGAUGAAUGGGAUUGGGACAAGUUUACGGCUUUGUUCAAUGCUCACUAACCUUCCUAGAAACAAAUUUACAGCCAAAUCUGAGAGAGUCAAGGCAUUAGUUUUUUAUCCUUUAAAGUGGGCAAAACUAACCACAUUUGCGGGAAUAAAGUUGCAGAAGAGCUAGGUCUUUGUGUAAUAGCGAUUACAGAUAGUGUUACUUAAAAUAGAAUAGAUGGAAAAUUAUUGCCGUGGAAAAGAAGCAAAUUCUGUUGUGGCAUUUCGAACUGUUUUUGCUUAUUUACUUUUUUGGUUUAGGGAGGUCAUCCUUGAAGCAAUUCAGCUUAACACUUCGUGUUUCUGCAAAAUGAUAGCCGGAAUCCAUGCUUGUUUUUUCUUUGUUUCUAUUUCUGUGUUUUGGGAGAUUUCAUUUGGAAGGAUACUGGGUAUGCAUGGUUACAUGUUAUUA
Molecule: messenger RNA, 1249 nt
Organism: Olea europaea var. sylvestris
Lineage: Eukaryota; Viridiplantae; Streptophyta; Magnoliopsida; Lamiales; Oleaceae
Exons: 5
Cellular component (GO): endoplasmic reticulum; Golgi apparatus
Source: RefSeq, a predicted model, not a curated record